Bolinopsis microptera is the source of this 1298-nucleotide messenger RNA. Its product is annotated as rho-related GTP-binding protein RhoD-like. The transcript has 2 exons. Gene Ontology annotation, biological process: engulfment of apoptotic cell; cortical cytoskeleton organization; small GTPase-mediated signal transduction. Bases 75 to 827 code for a protein of 250 amino acids. Lineage: Eukaryota; Metazoa; Ctenophora; Tentaculata; Lobata; Bolinopsidae. The record is from RefSeq and is a predicted model, not a curated record. Gene Ontology annotation, cellular component: cytoplasmic vesicle; cytoskeleton; cell projection. Gene Ontology annotation, molecular function: protein kinase binding; GTPase activity; GTP binding.
GAUUUUUAAACAUUACUAAUUCAAACCAUUACUCAUAACCAUUACUCAUAAAGUUUGCUCAGUUUAGUUUGACGAUGGCUCAUUGCUCGGGAACACUCGCUGUCAGCAUCGACUGGGUUAAAGUUCUUACAGACUUGUUUUGUCCAGAAUUAAGAAAACCGAAGAUAAACAGAUUCCGUUUCCAAAGCCAGAAGGUGGUCUCGGCUAACUGCCUGAUAAUUGGAGGACCUGGUUCAGGGAAAACCUCUCUCUCAUACUCUUACGAAACAGGAACGUUCCUCAACCAGAACCAGCCCUCCGAGCUGAUAGUACAGAGAACGAUAGAGAAGCGAGGUAAAACUUUGCAUCUUCGGCUCAUCGACACUGGGCCCGUGUACAGUAUCCUGGAACUCGGUCCUAAACUCAUGUCAGCCAUAGACGUUAUAAUUUUCUGUUUCGACGUUUCAGAUAGAGGCUCCAUGGAAACCGCGUUGAACCUUUUGAGCUAUAUUGAGCUCCACUCUACAGACUGCAUGUGCUGCGAAUCAUAUUGUGCAACUAAAAACAAAGUUCCUAAACUGGUUGUGGUCGGAAACAAGGCGGAUCUCAGAACAAAUCAGGAGAAAUUAUUCGAAAUGUUCGACUCGAAGAAGACUCUGGUCUCACGGAUGGAAGGCCAGUCGUUUUCAGAGGGACUGCGAGCGGAUCUUUAUCACGAGGUGUCCGCGUUAUACCAUGACGGGGUGGACGAACUAUUCGACGAGAUUCACAACCUGUUUUUUCCGACGAUCUUGGAAAGAUUUCACGAUCUUUCCAAGAAGAUCAGCAUGCCCCUUAUUGUGUUGUGAGACAAUGACUUGUCUGCAGUUCAGACUAAACUUCAGAAUCUUCAUUGAUCGAACUUCAACGUACCAGUUGCUACUCGGCCGAGUACGCCGCAGACCUUUGAUCUCACAGACUUACUUCGGCAUAGAAUUCCAAAAGACUCAGCUGGACAUAACAAGUUUGAGUAUUACAGACUCUUAUAGUUAUACAACCGGCGGUUACCAGCAGUAUUUUGCAGAGUUUCCAGCUAUUACCAGUAGCAUUUAGGUAAUAAUCCGGGUUUUAAUAUUUGAAUUUUAAAGUUGUAUUUUGUAUUUGAUUUUGACUGCCGUUAAAUGAAGAACGAACCACGCACCAGGAAAAGUAAACAGUGCACAAUUCAUUUCUUCAUUUUGGGGCAGUCCGUUGACUAAACUAGUACUAGUUUUCACAACUUGUAACUUGUAAUUGUAAAUAUAUGCUUGCAAAUUGGAAUGAAUUCACAUUUUUUUGAA